AUGCGAUAUUGUUCAUCAUCAUUCAUCAUAGCCAUCGCGCUGCUGCUCCUCGGUUCAGGCUUCUAUUUACUAGCGACAGACGCUGCACUCUUGGAUGAACCGAAUCUGCUACCGAGCCUCUCACCAGCAAACGCCGAGCAGCUAUUCACCAUACUACAGCGAGGCGCAGACCAUGAAAAAGAGCUCAAAAUCAAAAAAAAUCAGUUGUUCGAGUCCAUCAAAGCUGUGCACGGUGAAUCCAAUGAUGAACUGUACGCUUUAGCUGGUGUUCAAUUAGAGGAUUAUCAGGCAUUCGAAUCAUUUGUAUUUGGGAUUUUGCAGGUGUACCAAAGGACCGUGAGUCAGGAACCGUUCAAAUCCUCGUACGAUUUCAGAAGCCCAGCUCUAAAAUUAACAUUUGAUUUCCAACGUGCUGUAAAAAUAUCUCACCAAAGACUCAAAUCAGCUGCCGGUAGUUUUUCGGACACAAAGAGCUCACAUCACCACCAACCGAUUCCUGGAGUAACGGAUGUGGAUCAGGAAAAGGAAUCGAUGAAGCAAGUAUUACAUGGCAUGCUAAAGGAGGUCAGUGAUAAUGCAGAUCAGCUGGAAGAGGAUAUGCAGCAAAACAACAUUGUCUUUAGCUCAGACGAGGGUCGUGUGGAGACAGUGCUCAAGUUUCGUGAUGAGAAUUCGGUCAAUUUGGUGGAUCAAGAUAGCAACGAAUAUGUCAUGAUGAAGCCGUCUGAUUCGACAGUGAUUAUUGAAGACAUCCAGUUGAUUCAUGAUUUCAUCCUUAUCCUUGUCGCCUCGUUUGUUUUGGGCUGGAUGUUUACUUGGAUCGGUUUGCCUGCCUUUUUUGGCUAUAUCCUAGCGGGUAUCUUGAUAGGACCAUCAGGCUACAACUUGAUCCAAGAGUUGAUCCAGAUAGAAACACUGGCGCAAUUAGGGGUCGUAUUGAUAGUAUUCGUGCUCGGCCUUGAAUUCUCAUUAGAAAAGAUCCAAAAGAUGUGGAGACUAGCAUUGGGCGGCGCAAUGACCAUUUUGCUAGUGACAGUGUUGUUUUUUGUCUUGAUGGGAUGUGCAAUUGGUGCAGACACAAAGGAAGCCGUGUUUGUCGGUGCUUGCAUUAGCUUGAGUUCAACCGCUGUUGUUGUGAAAUGCAUAAAGCUGGAUCAAUUAGAUCACCUGUAUGGCCUAUUAGUGAUGCAAGAUGUUAUUUUAGGCUUCAUGCUGGCUAUUAUCCCUGCUCUCUCCAAAUCAGGCUUUCAAGUAGUGUUUGCAGUGCUCAGAAUUACCUUAUCUUUUGCUAUAUUCGGCCUUGUUUGCUUUGCUAUUGUUCGGCUAAUCCCAAUUAUUCCUCGUGUUGUUCGACGUGCUAUUCCAAUUCAAUCAAUCUCGAAUAAUCAUGAACUCAUGCUUUUAGGCACGAUUGCUAUAUGCAUGAGCAUGUUGAUUAUCUCUGAACAUCUAGGUCUUGGUAUGGAGUUGGGCUGCUUUGCUGCCGGUGUCAUCAUCAGGUCUCGUAAAGGCAUGUUUGAAACUUCCAUCAAGGUUAUUGAACCUGUUCGUGAUAUGUUUGCUUGUCUAUUUUUCGCCUCGAUUGGACUCCACAUCUAUCCUUCGUUCCUGGCCUCCGAGGCCAUGUUGCUACUGACAUUGGCUGCUGGUGUCAUUGGCUUCAAAUACAUUGCAACAUGCGUCAUUUUGUAUUUGUUCAAGUUUGAUAUACACAAAUCGUCCUCCAUGGCGAUCGCUUUAGCUCAAAUAUCAGAAUUUGGCUUUGUUUUAGCGUCUCGUGCGAAGCAGCUCAGUAUCAUCUCCCGUGAAGUGUAUUAUCUCUUGCUGGCUACCACUGCCAUCACACUCAUUGCUACACCACUCAUCCUCAAAAUGACUGAUAAGGCAGAAAAACAUGAUACCCAUCAGCAUCAUCAUCAUCAUCAUCAACUACAUCAACACAAUGGUCAUGAUGUUAUUUCAAUAGAACUCGCGGAUACAGAGAAACUUGCUUAG
Messenger RNA from Mucor velutinosus, 1995 nucleotides. RefSeq lists its product as uncharacterized. The coding region runs from base 1 to 1995 and encodes 664 amino acids. Gene Ontology annotation, molecular function: potassium:proton antiporter activity. Gene Ontology annotation, cellular component: membrane. The transcript has 5 exons. Gene Ontology annotation, biological process: potassium ion transmembrane transport; proton transmembrane transport. The record is from RefSeq and is a predicted model, not a curated record. NCBI's taxonomy places the organism in Eukaryota, Fungi, Mucoromycota, Mucoromycetes, Mucorales, Mucoraceae.